GCGGCUCCGGCUCGCAGGGACCCUACAGUGGCUGCUGCAGCAUGGGCUGGCUCAGGGGGAUUGCCUUGCUUUCCUUGGGAGUAUUAUUAGCAGGAAGAGUGAACUGCCAGCAUGUGAAGAAUAACGUGCCAAGACUCAAAUUAUCCUAUAAAGAAAUGUUGGAAUCCAAUAAUAUAGUCAAUUUCAAUGGACUAGCUAAUAGUUCCAGUUACCAUACUUUCCUCUUGGAUGAAGAACGAAGUCGGCUGUAUGUUGGAGCAAAAGACCACAUAUUUUCCUUCAACCUGGUUAACAUCAAGGAAUAUCAAAAGAUUACUUGGCCUGUAUCUCAUUCCCGAAGGGAUGAGUGCAAGUGGGCUGGAAAAGAUAUUCUGAGAGAAUGUGCUAAUUUCAUCAAGGUGCUUAAGACUUAUAACCAAACACACUUGUAUGCCUGUGGAACAGGGGCUUUUCAUCCCGUGUGCACUUAUAUUGAAGUUGGAAGCCAUCCUGAGGACAACAUUUUUAGGAUGGAAGAUUCACAUUUUGAAAAUGGCCGGGGGAAGAGCCCUUAUGAUCCUAAAUUGCUGACAGCUUCUCUUUUAGUAGAUAACCCAAGUGGUCAGACCCUGGAGGAAAAGAUUAUUUAUGGAGUAGAGAAUAGCAGCACUUUUCUUGAGUGCAGUCCAAAAUCUCAACGUGCCAUAGUCUACUGGCAAUUCCAGAAGCAAAAUGAUGACCACAAAGUUGAGAUAAAAGUGGAUGAUCGAAUGAUCCGGACAGAACAGGGCCUAUUGCUAAGAAGUCUUCAACGGAGAGACUCUGGUAUUUAUUUUUGUCAUGCUGUGGAGCAUGGCUUCAUGCAAACUUUGCUCAAAGUGACCCUGGAAGUAAUUGAUACUGACCAUUUGGAAGAGUUGCUCCAUAAGGAAGAAGAUGGUGAUGCCUCCAAGACGAAGGAUGCUACCAAUAGCAUGACUCCCAGUCAAAAGAUCUGGUAUAGAGACUUCAUGCAGUUAAUCAAUCACCCUAAUCUCAACACAAUGGAUGAGUUCUGUGAGCAGGUUUGGAAAAGAGACCGCAAGCAGCGCCGGCAAAGGCCUGCCAAUGCGCAGGUGAACACGAAUAAGUGGAAGCACCUACAGGAGAAUAAAAAAGGUAGGAACAGGAGGACCCAUGAAUUUGAGAGGGCACCACGGAGUGUCUGAGCUACAUUACCUCUAGGAACCUCAUCUAAGUAGAAACUUGUAUAGACAGAUAACUGGAAAAAAAAAUGCAAUAUACAUGAACUUUUUCAUGGCAUUAAGUGGAUGUUUACAAGAGUUGAAAGCUCAAACAAUUUCCACCAGGUUUAAAUAAAAUAUAUUUCUAACUUUCCUAGUAAGUCCUUCGUCUCCACUCUGAUUCUAAGAACAGAUGGACCAGAGUUUCAAGGAUGAACUCUCAGCCGGACAUAGCUUACUGCUCAAAAAGUUCUACAAGAGUUCAGCAGUCAGGUUUUGCUUUCUCUGUUGCCUGAGAUAUAAAUGAAAUGUUGUAUUUCAUGCUGACAUCUUAAAGAAAAACAAAACCCACUUUUCAUCAUCAGCACCACCAUUCCUAAACUAUGUAUAAAACUGCAUGAACUCAUCAAGCUGAUGAAUGUCUAAACACGUGAUUGGACACAAGGAUUUGUUCUUGUUUUGUCUACCAGUUCUCCUGUUUAUGAAUACUAGAAGAGGAAAAACAAUGCUGAAUGAGAUUGUGGAAAUCUGAACAACAUAAGCCAUUCAUCAUCUGGAAGAACAAAAAACUGUGGAGUACACUGGCCUACUACUGAUGACUUCUUUCAGCUUUGAUUUAAAGAUGUAUUUUAUUAAAACUAUAAUUUAAAUAUACCAUGAAAAAUAUGCAGCAAACAUUAGCUCUUUUCUAAAAUAGUUUAGCCUCUUUGUCUUAGAAAUAUUGUACUUCCUAAUUAUUACUAUAGGGGGGAAAAAAAAAAAAAAGACAACUUCCAAUUAUGAGCUACUUUACUCUUUUGUUUGGAAAACUUUUCAGGGGAACUGGUCACAAUGCAGUUAAUCUCCUCCCCACUAUUCUAGUAAUCUUUAUGACAUGUAACUUCAAAGCAAUUUAAAAACUAAGCUAUUUUAACAUGAAAGUCACUGUGUAGCAUGGAAGUCUUCUACAUUCUUUUCUACAAGUACGGUGUUUGAAUUGACUCAACUUGUAUAAUACCUUGCUGUAGACUGAACCAAUGAAGAGGAGAGCAUUGAUUUUCAGUUGUAUAUUUUUUUAAUUAAAUAAUUAAAAAAAAAGGUAAAUAGCAUUAAAAUACCCCUUACUAAUUACACACUUGCUUUUUUGGUUAGUAAAUAUUGUGAAUGCUAAUAUUUAAAUGAUGUGGCUAAUAGACUGUCAUAUAUCCUUGAACAAACUUUACAUUUAGUUUAAAGUGUAUGGUUCCCAAUUCAGUGGUAGAAAAUGUGUCCACACUACUGAUUCCCAGUGUUAGAUUCUUUCUGUGGGCCAGAUCACCCAAAGCAAAGAACUAGACCAAAUGCAUCCAAAUGCUCUAGGCCAUAACCUCAAAGCCAGCUCUCUGUUUUAAAAUCUAGGGGACUGUUUUAUCUGGGAGUGAUGUCUGCCGCAGUAGUAAAUUGGUGCAGUUCAGCUUAACACUAUUUUAUACUAACAGAUAAUUUGGUCCUGCACUUCUGUCUUAUUCUGUAUACAGGAGAGAAACAGAGUAAAACGGACAGUGCACUUGCACCAUAAGUUUAGGGAUACAAAUAGUGGAUUUAUUCACCUCAGCACAGAUGUGCCUUUGGUCUCCAGUUCUAUGUUGUCCAGUUCUUAUGAGGUCAUCUUCCUCCAGCCUCCUGUAUUUUAUCUUGAUAGAGUCAGUAAAUGGUAUAAUUUCAAGUAAUGUCAUUGUGGGGAAAGUUACUAGAACAAAAUCCAUAGUUUGCUAAAGUAGCUUUUAUAUAAAAGUGUGUCUGUAUUGAUGACUGAUAUGUUUUGCUGUUAUUCACUCUAGAUUAUUUAAUUUAUCAAUCACAACACUACUAGCCUUAUCAUAAACAGUAUAACACAACUGCUGUGAAAGCAGCUCUCACAAUAUGUCCCAGUCCCCUUGUCUCUCACUAUUUAAAGUAUCCUUCUGAUUAGUGAAAACUUAGCUUCUUGCUUUCAUAACAAUCUGGUUUUAAGUAAAGAUCUGAUCACUUCAGUCUCCUUUGAAAGUUUUUACCAUUUAAUUCUUUACGAAAAAAAAUCAUUGAAUUGAGCAAGACAGGACUGUGAGGCCAUGGAAAGUGUUUGGGAAUUUAGUUUAGAAGUAACUUUAAAUCUCUCCUACAUUUACUUUGACUCCAGUGAUAAUUUAUUUUCACUCCUGUGAACAAUAACAUGGUGUAUGGCUAUUGUGUACCACUGAGUCUUUAGAAUACUCGUUGUUACAAAAGGAAAGUUUUAAAAUUAGCCUCAAGAGAACUCAGUGGAAAAAUGCAGGUUGAUUUCAAGACUUAAUUCUUAAUGACAUUGUGAUCUAACUUUUUUUUCUGUACCGUACUCAUUUUUAUAGUAACUUACUGUCAAAAUAUCUAUCAAAUCCAUAUGAAUUUCUUCCACCAUUCCUUAAGAAAAAAAAAAAAUAAAUAAAAAAGCAGAUUAAGUUAAGCCUGGAUUCUUAGAUGUGUUUUUCUGUAUAGAAAAAAACAACAAGAAAAUGUCAUUAAUAGGAACAAAAUUGCAAAAGGUCUGAUGUUUUUACCAUGACCUGGCAAUUUAAUUGGAUAAUA
Messenger RNA from Meleagris gallopavo (turkey), 3764 nucleotides. The record is from RefSeq and is a predicted model, not a curated record. NCBI's taxonomy places the organism in Eukaryota, Metazoa, Chordata, Aves, Galliformes, Phasianidae.